Babjeviella inositovora NRRL Y-12698 is the source of this 727-nucleotide messenger RNA. RefSeq lists its product as uncharacterized. Lineage: Eukaryota; Fungi; Ascomycota; Pichiomycetes; Serinales. The coding region runs from base 46 to 360 and encodes 104 amino acids. The record is from RefSeq and is a predicted model, not a curated record. The transcript has a single exon.
UAACAUAUUCACGGUGGUAAAGGACGGCUAGAAAUCAUAUAUACAAUGAGUGAUAACAACUCCUUAUCGUCGCGUGUCAUGAACAUGAAGUUCAUGAGACGCGCGGAAAUCAAACAGGCGGAUCUCCAGCAGGAGGAGAAACAGAAGGAGUACCACGACUUGUCUGAGUGGAAAUCACCGUUGGCCGCCCGCUACGCCAAGCCAAAGGCCCGUGCCCAGGUUAUUAAUGUGGGCUAUUCCAGCAUAAAUGCUAUUGGUACGACUGCAGAGGUUGUGGUCGAGGAAGAGCCAAAGGUUGGUAGAAAAACCUGGGGUGAUUCUGCGAGCAAAGAGGUAUGUAUGAAAGUUUUCAGAGCGUGACAUGUCAGAGCUUGUUUGAUCUUUGAGAAGGUUCUGAGGGGGAUAAGCUUGCCAUUGGGUUAGAUAAAGAUUGAGAAAUCCAAUGUCGCAAGGUGAGAGCAAUAUGGUAGCAAAUCGUGAGAUAUCCGUAUUUACACAAAGUUUUGUGUAAGAGGCGCACCAUUCUGUGGGAUAAAACGAUUUUUACACACUGUGUGAGAUAAAUCAGUGCCAAAGACUUGGAUACAGCAUUACUGAAGGCGUAUAGUUUGUGAUAACACUAUCCAAGCUUGAAUGAUACCACGAAAUUGAUCACCAGUUUUGCGAAGAGAAAUAUCUGAUUCUAUGGCAGUGUAACGGUGUCUCCUUAUACCUGAGAGUAUAUCCG